UCCGUCCGCGCAGGGCGCGUCGGUUGGCUGCGUGUUGUCGUCGCCGGUUCCGGGUGCGUGUUGUGCCGCCGGUAUGGCGGGCGGCGGCAACGACAAGUUCUCGGUGCUGCUGCCCACGUACAACGAGCGGGAGAACCUGCCCCUCGUCGUGUGGCUGCUGGCGCGCACCUUCCGCGAUAGCGGAACGGAUUUUGAAAUUAUCAUCAUAGAUGAUGGAAGCCCUGAUGGGACACAGGAAAUUGCUGAGCAAUUGGAAAAAAUAUAUGGAUCAGAUAAAAUACUUCUGAGACCCAGAGCAAGAAAGUUGGGCCUUGGCACUGCGUAUAUUCAUGGAAUGAAGCACGCCACUGGGAAUUUCAUUGUUAUUAUGGAUGCUGACCUCUCUCACCACCCAAAGUUUAUUCCAGAGUUUAUCAGAAAGCAGAAAGAAGGCAAUUUUGAUAUUGUGUCUGGAACAAGAUAUAAAGGAAAUGGAGGAGUAUAUGGCUGGGAUUUGAAAAGAAAAUUAAUCAGUCGUGGUGCCAAUUUUCUGACUCAGGUUUUGCUGCGACCAGGUGCAUCAGACCUAACAGGGAGCUUCAGGUUAUACAGAAAAGAAGUCUUAGAGAAGCUAAUGGAAAAAUGUGUUUCUAAAGGAUACGUCUUCCAGAUGGAGAUGAUUGUUCGGGCUAGACAGUUGGGAUAUACUAUUGGAGAGGUUCCUAUUUCAUUUGUGGACCGUGUCUAUGGAGAAUCUAAACUGGGAGGCAAUGAAAUAGUCUCUUUCUUAAAGGGGCUCUUGACCUUGUUUGCUACGACGUGAUAGUUUAUCCUAAAUUAACUUCUUUAGGAAGCCCUUUUCUGACAUCUGUGUGUUUUUUAGUACAUAAUAGCAGAAGCUUAAUAAUUUGUGUGGUGACCAGAAGACCUGCUAUAAACUAACAGUUAAACAAACCACCAGUAAUGAACUACAUAUAUUGUAUCCCAGAAUGCUCCUUUCAAAAUAAAUGAACUGUAUGUUAAACUAAAACCUAAUAAAGACUAAUGCUCUAUUCUAUUUUUGUAACAAUAAUGAAGUCUUAAUAAAGAACUAAUGAUCUUUUGCAUU
Messenger RNA from Melopsittacus undulatus (budgerigar), 1087 nucleotides. RefSeq names its product dolichyl-phosphate mannosyltransferase subunit 1, catalytic (gene DPM1). Gene Ontology annotation, biological process: dolichol-linked oligosaccharide biosynthetic process; GPI anchor biosynthetic process; protein O-linked glycosylation via mannose. The coding region runs from base 74 to 802 and encodes 242 amino acids. The transcript has 9 exons. Gene Ontology annotation, cellular component: endoplasmic reticulum membrane. The record is from RefSeq and is a predicted model, not a curated record. Gene Ontology annotation, molecular function: dolichyl-phosphate beta-D-mannosyltransferase activity. NCBI's taxonomy places the organism in Eukaryota, Metazoa, Chordata, Aves, Psittaciformes, Psittaculidae.